AUGGCGGUGGAUCCAAAUGACAUGGCCGACAAUGGCAUGGGAAUUCCUAAAGAUUCGAUGACAACCAUCGCUACCGAAAGUACUAGCGUCGAGUUACCACCCGAAACAUCCAAAGCUGAAUCCUUACGUGCACUCGUCCCGACCCUCCACCAGCGGACCACAGGAAGAAAAUGUCUAGUUUUGUCCACCAUUUUUGCGUCACCAUCUGCAGCAACUGCCACUGGUGCUCGUCAUCACCAUGAUGCAGUGAAGCAGCUAAGGAUAAAGGUAGUGCAGCCACAGCAGCAGCUGCACGGUGGCUGCUGGCAAGGCAGAGGCAAUGGUAGGGGCAGCGCGGUUUUGGCGAGGGCCAGGCCUGGGCCGCUGACAGAGAUAGAGCCGGACCUGCAUGAGGACCCCAUCCACCGGUGGCGCACCAACGGCGUCAGCUGGUCUGACUUUGAGUAUGGAGCGUAUGAUGGACAGCACACCUACCACGAAAGCCAAGACAAGAAGAGCUUCUGGGAGGACGUCUCCGAGUGGUACCACGAAGCUGAGCCUCCUCAGGGCUUCCAAGCACUCAUCUCCUGGGCAUUUCCUCCAGCAAUCAUCCUUGGCAUGGCUUUCAAUGUACCGGGGGAGUAUCUCUACAUUGGGGCAGCUCUGUUCAUUGUUGUGUUCUGCAUCAUCGAGAUGGACAAGCCAGACAAGCCCCACAACUUUGAGCCGGAGAUCUACAUGAUGGAGAGAUCGGCUCGCGACAAGCUCAUCGCCGACUACAACUCGAUGGACAUCUGGGACUUCAACGAUAAAUACGGCGAGCUCGGGGACCUAACCGUCAACAGCAGGGAAGAUAUUGUGAAAUCGUAG
Molecule: messenger RNA, 849 nt
Organism: Phragmites australis (common reed)
Lineage: Eukaryota; Viridiplantae; Streptophyta; Magnoliopsida; Poales; Poaceae
Product: photosynthetic NDH subunit of subcomplex B 5, chloroplastic-like
Exons: 6
Coding region: 1-849 (282 amino acids)
Biological process (GO): response to oxidative stress
Cellular component (GO): chloroplast
Source: RefSeq, a predicted model, not a curated record